Messenger RNA from Haliotis rufescens (red abalone), 2403 nucleotides. Its product is annotated as mucin-5AC-like. Lineage: Eukaryota; Metazoa; Mollusca; Gastropoda; Lepetellida; Haliotidae. The record is from RefSeq and is a predicted model, not a curated record. The transcript is spliced from 5 exons. Gene Ontology annotation, biological process: attachment of mitotic spindle microtubules to kinetochore. The coding region runs from base 1 to 2403 and encodes 800 amino acids.
AUGACGUUACUGCUUAACAAUACCCAGGUCACCACGACCCGAGGGUUUCACACUGCCCAGGUCAUCACGACCCCAGGGUUUUACACUACCCGUGUCACCGUGACGUUACAGUUUCACACUAGCCAGGUCACCACAACCCCAGGGUUUUACACUGCCCAGGUCACCACGACCCUAGGGUUUCACACUGCCCAGGUCACCACGACCCCAGGGUUUCACACUGCCCAGGUCACCACGACCCCAGGGUUUCACACUGCACAGGUCACCACGACCCCAAGGUUUCACACUGCCCAGGUCACCACGACCCCAGGGUUUUACACUUCCCAGGUCACCAUGACGCUACUGUUUCACACUGCCCGUGUCACCACGACGCCAGGGAUUUACACUUCCCAGGCCACCACGACCCCAGGGUUUCACACUGCCCAGGUCACCACGACCCCAGAGUUUCACACUGCCCAGGUCACAACGACCCCAGAGUUUCACACUGCCCAGGUCACCACGACCCCAGAGUUUCACACUGCCCAGGUCACAACGACCCCAGAGUUUCACACUGCCCAGGUCACCACGACCCCAGAGUUUCACACUGCCAAGGUCACCACGACCCCAGAGUUUCACACUGCCCAGGCCACCACGACCCCAGAGUUUCACACUGCCCAGGUCACCACGACCCCAGAGUUUCACACUGCCCAGGCCACCACGACCCCAGAGUUUCACACUGCCCAGGCCACAACGACCCCAGAGUUUCACACUACCCGUGUCACCACGACCCCAGAGUUUCACACUGCCCAGGCCACCACGACCCCAGAGUUUCACACUACCCGUGUCACCACGACCCCAGAGUUUCACACUGCCCAGGCCACCACGACCCCAGAGUUUCACACUACCCGUGUCACCACGACCCCAGAGUUUCACACUACCCGUGUCACCACGACCCCAGAGUUUCACACUGCCCGUGUCACCGUGACGUUCCUGUUUCACACUACCCGUGUCACCACGACCCCAGAGUUUCACACUGCCCAGGCCACCACGACCCCAGAGUUUCACACUACCCGUGUCACCACGACCCCAGAGUUUCACACUACCCGUGUCACCACGACCCCAGAGUUUCACACUGCCCGUGUCACCGUCACCACGACCCCAGGGUUUCACACUGCCCAGGUCACAACGACUUCAGGGUUUCACACUACCCGUGUCACCGUGACCCCAGAGUUUCACACUGCCCAGGUCAACACGACCCCAGGGUUUCACACUGCCUGUGUCACUGUGACGUUACUGUCUCACACUGCCCAGGUUACCACGACCUCAGAGUUUCACACUGCCCAGGUCACCACGACCCCAGAGUUUCACACUGCCCAGGUCACCACGACCCCAGAGUUUCACACUGCCCAGGCCACCACGACCCCAGAGUUUCACACUGCCCAGGUCACCACGACCCCAGAGUUUCACACUGCCCAGGCCACCACGACCCCAGAGUUUCACACUGCCCAGGCCACCACGACCCCAGAGUUUCACACUACCCGUGUCACCACGACCCCAGAGUUUCACACUGCCCAGGCCACCACGACCCCAGAGUUUCACACUACCCGUGUCACCACGACCCCAGAGUUUCACACUACCCGUGUCACCACGACCCCAGAGUUUCACACUGCCCGUGUCACCGUGACGUUCCUGUUUCAAACUACCCGUGUCACUGUUACCACGACCUCAGAGUUUCACACUGCCCAGGCCACCACGACCCCAGAGUUUCACACUGCCCAGGUCACAACGACCCCAGGGUUUCACACUGCCCAGGUCACCACGACCCCAGAGUUUCACACUGCCCAGGCCACCACGACCCCAGAGUUUCACACUGCCCAGGCCACCACGACCCCAGAGUUUCACACUGCCCAGGUCACAACGACCCCAGGGUUUCACACUGCCCAGGUCACCACGACCCCAGAGUUUCACACUGCCCAGGCCACCACGACCCCAGGGUUUCACACUGCCUGUGUCACUGCCACCACGACCCCAGAGUUUCACACUACCCGUGUCACCACGACCCCAGAGUUUCACACUGCCCAGGCCACCACGACCCCAGAGUUUCACACUACCCGUGUCACCACGACCCCAGAGUUUCACACUGCCCAGGCCACCACGACCCCAGAGUUUCACACUACCCGUGUCACCACGACCCCAGAGUUUCACACUGCCCAGGUUACCACGACCUCAGAGUUUCACACUACCCAGGUUACCACGACCUCAGAGUUUGACACUGCCCAUGUCACCACGACCCCAGGGUUUCACACUGCCCAGGCCACCACAACCCCAGGGUUUCACACUGCCCAGGCCACCACGACCCCAGGGUUUCACACUGCCCAUGUCACCACGACCCCAGGGUUUCACACUGCCCGUAUCACUGUGACGUAA